Acanthosepion pharaonis is the source of this 840-nucleotide messenger RNA. The record is from the annotation of a GenBank genome assembly. NCBI's taxonomy places the organism in Eukaryota, Metazoa, Mollusca, Cephalopoda, Sepiida, Sepiidae.
AUGAAAAUUCGCAAACAAGCAGGUGAUGCUCGUCUCAAAAUUCUGCCUCCACGCUUAGCCAUAUUCUCUUUCGCUUUCACGCACGUUUCGUCCUCUCUUUCUUGUUUAUUUACUGUCUCUCUUUUGCCCUUUAGCUGUUCAUUCUCUCUCUCUUUCUCUCUCUCUCUCUCUCACCCAAUGUCGUCGUACUUUAUCUCUCAUUCUCACUUUCUCUUCUUAGCUAUUGAUCUUAGCUAUCGUCUCUGGCUUUCCCCUAAUUCUUCUAGUCAGUUACUACUCAACUACCUUUCCCUUUCCCACUUACCUCUACUGCCGCUUUUUCUUGUCUCUUCCUCACUCCCUAAAAUAUCUCCAUUUCCUCUAUUCUUUCCUCGUCUUUCUCGCUCUUUCCUUAUUUUUUUCUUGCUCUUUCUCUCUCUUUUCCCUUUCUCUCUUUUCUGCCAUAUUGUUGCUUCUUCAUUUUUACCCCUUAUUUUCGCGCCUUCCCUUACGUUUUCUCUUACGUUAUUUUCCAUCUCUUUAGUCCUCAAUUUUCCUUGUUUUUCUCUUAUAACUCUUUCCUACUCUCUCUUGUUCUUUCUCUACAGACUUAUUCUCUUUGUUUUUGUCAGUUUCUCUUUUUCUGUCCGUCUUUUAUCCUUCAUUUUCCUGUCACUUUCACUCUCAUUAUUCUUUCUCACAUUUCAUCUUCCAACGUUUCUCGAUCUAGAAUGUCCUUUUUUUCUUGUUUUACUGCCUCGUUCCAUUCCUACAGUCUUUCACCUCUUUCUUUUCCCCUCUUUUUAUUACAAUCAGCUUUCCAUUUGCCUUAGUUCGCUACUCUUUUCGUCGCCUCUGUAA